AUGGCUACCGGUCAAGGCGGCCCGCUCAAGGGCAUUCUGAAAACCCCUGGUGAGCCUUCAGAGAAGCCCGAAACUGCGCGCGAAGUUGCUAUCCGCCACGCCACGCUGCUAGAGCAUAGAAAGCAGCUCGAAAGCCAGAUUCUCGACAGCUUAAUCCUCUUGUCCGAGUAUCCCCUUGUCAGAGAUGCUCAGUUCAACGCGUCAAACCCAGCGACAACCGACAUCGCAGACUUCAAAGCCAACGUCCGACUCUUUCAGCCCUCCGACUACGAUGAUCUCAUUGAGGAGCGCAACGUGAACGAGCUAUGUGGAUAUACCCUGUGUGCGAAGCCUAGACGCCAGACAGGAUCGGGCGGCGAGUGGAAAAUUACGAGCAGCGGCGAGAUCGUCAAGCGAAAGGAGCUUGAGAAGUGGUGCUCUCAGCAGUGUGCGCGCAGAGCCCUCUUUGUCAAGGUCCAGCUUAACGAGACGGCUGCCUGGGAACGAGCUGGCAUCCCUGAUAUUCAGAUCGAUUUGUUGGAUGAAGAUCGAUCAACCGAGACGGAAGCAGAUCGAACUGCUCGCAAGCUCGGGGAGCUCAAGCUUGAAGAUCAACGACAGGCUGCCCGAGACUCAGCUGCUCUCGCAAUGGAAAGAGGCGAUAACAAGAUUGGCCCCUCAGUUAACAAGGUCAAGGUUACGUUGAAAGAGAAGGACGUCAAAACGCCGCCUGAGUUUGCCCAACCGACCGAAGCUGGCAACUCGGAGGAUCAUCUACUUGUUGAUGGUUACAAGGCGAAAAUUCCCGAUAAGAAAAAGGAAUCAGACGUAUGA
This is a messenger RNA of Trichoderma asperellum CBS 433.97, 813 nucleotides long. RefSeq lists its product as uncharacterized. NCBI's taxonomy places the organism in Eukaryota, Fungi, Ascomycota, Sordariomycetes, Hypocreales, Hypocreaceae. Gene Ontology annotation, molecular function: RNA polymerase core enzyme binding; RNA polymerase II CTD heptapeptide repeat phosphatase activity. Gene Ontology annotation, cellular component: cytoplasm; nucleus. The record is from RefSeq and is a predicted model, not a curated record.